Rotaria sp. Silwood1 is the source of this 528-nucleotide messenger RNA. Lineage: Eukaryota; Metazoa; Rotifera; Eurotatoria; Philodinida; Philodinidae. The record is from the annotation of a GenBank genome assembly.
AUGUCAAGUAAAGAUGAUGAAUCAAUUGAAAUGUUAUAUUCAAAAUCAUGUCUUGAUUUAAAUAUGGAUAUGGAAACAAAGUUAGAUGCAUGGCGUUCAUAUGAACAUAUUCGUAAACAUUAUGUUUUAGAAGGUGAUCAAUUACAUUGUUGUUGUUUAAAUGAUUUAUGUUCAAAUGAUGGAAAAAAUUUUUUAAAUGAAUUUAAUUAUUUGGAAACAAUUCGUGAUAUAAAUCGUCAAUAUGAUGAAAUUGUUUUAACAAAUUGUAUAAUUGAUGAAAGAAUUUUUUUAGAAAAUAAAUUUCAAUUAAAUGAUUUAUGUAAUUCAUUAAAUGAAUAUCGAUAUUCAAAAUCUUCUCAAAAUCUAACAUCAUUAACAGCAAAUCAACAUAUUACAUCGAAUGAUUAUCAAAUAAUUUCUUUUAAUCAAUAUUUAACAUUCAUAUCUCAAGCUAAUCAAUUAAUUAAAUUAUUAUAUUCAAUUGUUCAACAACAACAAACUUUUUUUAUCAAAUCGAACAUAAAAUAA